Aethina tumida (small hive beetle) is the source of this 881-nucleotide messenger RNA. RefSeq names its product vacuolar protein sorting-associated protein 29 (gene Vps29). The record is from RefSeq and is a predicted model, not a curated record. The transcript is spliced from 3 exons. Gene Ontology annotation, cellular component: retromer complex; endosome. NCBI's taxonomy places the organism in Eukaryota, Metazoa, Arthropoda, Insecta, Coleoptera, Nitidulidae. The coding region runs from base 181 to 729 and encodes 182 amino acids. Gene Ontology annotation, biological process: intracellular protein transport; retrograde transport, endosome to Golgi.
ACGCCUGUUUUAAUGACAUUAAAUUAACAAAUUAACGUUGAAAACAAUACGCGGCGACAGUCAUAAAUUUUGACAGACCACCUGAAAUGUCACCGUCAUAAAUAAAUCGUAAAAAAACGCCUCUGUUUAUAAAUUUCCGGCAACAAUUACAAACCACCCGGACAAAAACGCCUCAACACCAUGCUGGUAUUAGUGUUAGGAGACCUCCACAUUCCGUACCGAUGCAGCAGUCUGCCGGCCAAGUUCAAAAAGCUCCUGGUGCCCGGACGCAUCCAGCACAUACUGUGCACCGGCAACCUGUGCACCAAAGAGUCGUACGACUACUUGAAAACGUUGGCGAGCGACGUCCAUGUAGUGAGGGGCGACUUCGAUGACAAUUCCAACUAUCCGGAACAGAAGGUGGUGACGGUGGGACAGUUCCGCAUCGGGCUGUCGCACGGGCACCAGGUGGUGCCGUGGGGCGAUCCCGAGUCGCUGGCGUUAAUACAGCGACAGCUGGACGUCGAUAUUUUGAUAUCGGGACACACGCAUAAGUUCGAGGCGUACGAACACGAGAACAAGUUCUACAUUAAUCCCGGCUCCGCCACAGGAUCGUAUAAUGCUCUGGAUACGUCAAUCACUCCCUCCUUCGUGUUGAUGGAUAUUCAAAACACUACAGUAGUAACAUAUGUGUACCAAUUAGUGGGUGAUGAAGUGAAAGUGGAAAGAAUAGAGUACAAGAAGAAUUGAAUAAAAUUAUUCCUUUUUUACAUUAUUAUUGUUGGAAAUGUGCAUUUAUACAGUUAAUCUAAUUGUAAUCUCGAAAACAAAAGUCUAAGUGCAUAUAACGAGUUACUGGACAAAAUUGUACUAUAUAUUUAAGAAUAAAUAUGUUUAUUGUA